AUGAAGUUUCGUGCGGCGUCUUACUUGCUCUUGCCUCCGCUCGUGCUCGCGUAUCCUUCGUCUGGUCCGGUUUGUGCGUCUCCGCAGAUAGCAACAGCAGGAGCAGACUCGUCGAAUACGUAUGAUUACAUUGUCACGGGUUCUGGGCCGGGAGGCGGGACGAUUGCUACUAAUCUUGCGCGCGCGGGUCACUCUGUGCUCUUGAUUGAAGCGGGUUCGGAUGCUUCGCUUGAUAUUCGGACUCAGAUUCUCGCGCUGAAUAGCUUUGGGAAUACAGACGUCACGUGGCAUUUCUUUGUCAAACAUGGUGAUGAUGAGGAGAGGUUGAAGCGGUAUAAUCUGCUGGUUUGGAGACUGGCAAAUGGAGAAUACUGGGUUGGACGAGACCCAACGGUUGAGGGCCAUGUUGGUGCUAAGAGACUCGGAAUCUUCUAUCCUCGCGGUGCGACACUUGGUGGAAGUGCCAUUGUAAACGCGGCAGCAACCUUCUUGCCAAGUGAGAGUGACUGGGAUAUCUUUGACCAAGGAACCGAAGAAGACCUCUGGAGGUUGGUUUCCUUGCAAUCGCAAUGCUUGUGUAUGUGUACUAACUGGGUUAGCGGCGAUCUGAUGCGCAAGUACUUUGAGAAGAUCGAGCAUAACAACUACCUUGAACCUGGCACCCCAGGCCAUGGGUUCACGGGCUGGCUUCAGACAAACAUAGCCGACCGUGCAUCUCAGCAAAUGGCUCCGCUUCGUCUCAAAAUCUACGAAGCAGCUCUGAAGCUCAUUGGCAGAGAACCAGAAAAGGUACUGGACUACAUCACCAGCGAUGGGAACUAUCUCGACCCAGCCCGCGAUCAAACUGAGGGAUUGUGGGCUUUGCCUUUCCAUGUCGGCCCGACAUGGAGGCGCUUCAGUCCGCGUGAUAUCAUUCUGCAGACGCGAAAUGAGACAACUGCGAACGGCACGCAAAAGUAUCCGCUCAAUCUGCAGCUCGAAUCCUUGGUCACCAAGGUGCUCUUCGAUACCUGCGGUGGCAAUGGCACAAAGCCACAAGCGGUGGGUGUCGAGUAUCUGCAAGGCAAAUCCGUAUACAAAGCGGAUCCACGACGGACUGCCAACACUACAGAAGGUGUCCUCAAGACAGCUUUUGCUCGCAAAGAAGUUAUUGUCUCAGGCGGUGCAUUCAACUCGCCCCAAAUCCUUCAACUUUCUGGUGUCGGUCCCAAAGCCCUUCUUGAAAAGUACGGUAUUCCAGUAGUCUCUGAUCUGCCCGGCGUAGGCCGUAACCUCCAGGACAAUUACGAAAUACCAAUGUAUGGCGAGGCGCAGAUCACCCUUACGGCCCCUCCUGACCCCAGUGCGCCAAACUGCACAUAUGGCGCACCUGGAGAUCCAUGCGUUGACCUUUGGCACAAGGGCGAGGGACCAUAUGCACGCGGUGGCGGCAACUCCAACGCCUUCCUGCUCAAGACGGCGCACGCCGUCGAAGAUGAGCGUGACAUGUUCAUGUUUGGCUUCCCUGGCAGCGUCUUCCGUGGUUUCGCGCCCCCGACAAGUCAGAAUCAGACGCGUGUUCCUCCGACAACCUUUUCUUGGUCUACGGUUAAGAUGCACCCACAAAACACUGCAGGGUACAUUCAGAUCCAGUCUGCUGAUCCCACAGAGCCCCCAGAGGUUAACCUGAACUACUUCGCCACUGGCGCGGAGACGGACAUGAGCGCCAUUCUGGAUGCACUGGCAUUUGUACGAAAGGCUUUUAGGACAACUGAGGGACCCGUUGGUCCUGUCACUUCAGUUUCCCCUCCUUGCCCUCCAUCUGACAUACUUGAGACUGGGUACUGUAAGGAUCUGGAGAUUGACAAGCAGUGGAUCGAGGACCAAGUAUUCGGCCAUCACCCAACGAGCACCAACAAGGUGGGCCCAGACUCUGAUCCAUUAGCUGUGCUUGACUCCCGGUUGAGGGUCAAGGGCGUAGAAGGUCUGCGUGUUGUUGACGCAAGUGCUUUCCCGAGAUGUCCGGGCGCAUUUCCAGCAGUCUCCACGUUCCUGCUGAGUUCGAGGGCAACGGAUCUAGUGUUGGAGGACGCUGCGAAGCGAUAG
Molecule: messenger RNA, 2085 nt
Organism: Bipolaris oryzae ATCC 44560
Lineage: Eukaryota; Fungi; Ascomycota; Dothideomycetes; Pleosporales; Pleosporaceae
Product: GMC oxidoreductase
Exons: 2
Coding region: 1-2085 (694 amino acids)
Molecular function (GO): oxidoreductase activity, acting on CH-OH group of donors; flavin adenine dinucleotide binding
Source: RefSeq, a predicted model, not a curated record